Molecule: messenger RNA, 990 nt
Organism: Aspergillus welwitschiae
Lineage: Eukaryota; Fungi; Ascomycota; Eurotiomycetes; Eurotiales; Aspergillaceae
Exons: 1
Coding region: 314-847 (177 amino acids)
Source: RefSeq, a predicted model, not a curated record
CCCAGUAAAGAUCAAGCAAUCAGCAAGUAUCGACGGUAUAAGGCGACCUGGACCGGGUGAGGCUCGAACACUAGUCUCCUUGUCGGGACCAGAGAUGGCGGACUGAAGAGAAGAGAGUCUAGUCUCGUCUUGAGUAUCUAAUUUGUCCGCUGAAGCCAGAGUAAGACCGAGCGUGUUGAAGUGGAGUCCCUUUAGUAGUAGUGCAGCGACCAAGACCGAGUGGAGAAAGAAGUCGUUGGACGGGAUGAAUAUAGUAAGUAGUAGAUAGAUACUCAUGACUACCAGGUACUACUGAACUGAACAUAUCUACUGUAUGUAUCUACUACUAGCUAGUACUACCACUACUCCUAAUAUGCGGGUGAAACAAUCCAUGCAUCCGUUCAUUGAUCACUAUAAUUUUCCAUACUACGUAGUAAAAUCAAAUCAAAUCAAAUCACGCCCAACUAGGGAUUCUUCCGGUCAGGUGCCCGCGCGUAUUAUUACCUGUCCCACCCACAUAUACUAUUCUGUCUUCUUUUUCCCCCCUGUAACUUACCGGCCUCGUGAUCUAGAAUGUAGUAAGAAGUUCGCUGGUUUACGACGAACUCACGCCUCUUUUCCCCUUUCUUUCCUUCCUUCCUUCUUUCCCUUCACACAUCCUUCGCUUUCUCUCAACUAUUUCGCCAGUCUGUUCAUCACUUAUUUGUGUCAUCGCUCCCCAUUACCCUUCAUGGCCCGUCAAUCCAUCUCAGCUGCGCCUUCUCCCCCCAAUUUCCCCCUCCAGAAAAUGAAAGUGAUCGUCUGGAGUACCGCAGAUCCAGUUCGAACUCUCACAGUUUCCGGGUCCCGACCCGGUGGGGGUUCAUGAAUAUAGUUCUCAUCAGCUCGCCAUUUGCAGAGUGGAUUCAUGCUUUAUGAGACAGUCAUGACAUCUGACUCUGGACAGGCUGCCACUUUUUUUCUUUUUCGGUCUUUUCUUCCCGCCCCCCUUGGAUUCUUCCCCCCCAAAGA